GGUCACUCUGGUGUUGUCCACCCCAGGGUCAGCCAGCAGCACCGCGUCAACCUGAUGACCAGCGAGAACCUGUCCAUCUGCUUCUGGCCCACGCUGAUGCGGCCGGACUUCAGCACCAUGGACGCGCUGACGGCCACCAGGACCUACCAGACAAUCAUCGAACUCUUCAUCCACCAGUGCCCCUUCUUCUUCUCGCUCCGGCCGCCGCCGGACACGCCCGGCUCGCCCGGCCCCGCUCCGGCCAGCGCCGCGGCCUUCCCGGCCCUGCCGCCGUCGCCUCCUCGGACGCCGUCGCCGCCGCCGGAGCCGCUGGAGCCCUGAGGGGUGGCCUGGGGAGUGACCGCUGGGACGUCCGGCCGGACGCCGUGGUGGGGGGGGGGUGGCUCGGACGUUGCCGGGGACGUUUGUCCAGACUUUGGCCAGGCCGGACGGACACGGACGGACGGACGGACGGAUGGAUGCGUCCGCCGCCGGGGAGGGGCUGGAAGAGGGUGAGGGUCGGCCAGGCGGUGGCCUGAGGGUCGUUCGAGGUGGGCCAGUGGUCAUCCAGCGUGGUCCAAGGGUCAUCUGAGGUGGUCCAGUGGUCAUUCGAGGUGGUCCAAGGUGGCCUGAGGGACAUUCGAGGUGGUCCAAUGGUCAUUCGAGGUGGUCCAAGGGUCAUUUAAGGUGGGCCAAGGUGGCCUGAGGGACAUUGGAGGUGGUCCAAGGGUCAUCCGAGGUGGUCCAAUGGUCAUUCAAGGUGGUCCAAGGUGGUCCAAUGGUCAUUCGAGGUGGUCCACAGUGGCCUGAGGGACAUUCAGGGUGGGUUGGAGUGGUCCAAUGGUCAUCCAAGGUGGCCUGAGGGUCAUCCGAGGUGGGCCAAUGGUCAUUCGAGGUGGUCCAAGGUGGCCUGAGGGACAUUUGAGGUGGUCCAAUGGUCAUUCGAGGUGGUCCACAGUGGCCUGAGGGACAUUCAGGGUGGGUUGGAGUGGUCCAAUGGUCAUCCAAGGUGGCCUGAGGGUCAUUUGAGGUGGUCCAAUGGUCAUUCGAGGUGGUCCAAGGUGGCCUGAGGGACAUUCAAGGUGGUCCAAUGGUCAUUCAAGGUGGUCCAAGGUGGUCCAGUGGUCACUCAAGGUGGUCUACAGUGGCCUGAGGGUCAUCUGAGGUGGGCUGGAGUGGUCCAAGGUGGUCCAAGGGUCAUCCAAGGUGGCCUGAGGGUCAUUCGAGGUGGGCCAAUGGUCAUUCAAGGUGGUCCAAUGGUCACUCAAGGUGGUCCACGGUGGCCUGAGGGUCAUCCACGGUGGGUUGGAGUGGGCCAAUGGUCAUCCAAGGUGGUCCAAGGUGGUCUGAGGGUCAUUCUAGAUGGCCCAAGGUGGCCUGAGGGUCAUUUGAGGUGGUCCAAGGGUCAUCCAACGUGGUCCAAUGGUCAUUCGAGGUGGUCCAAGGUGGCCUGAGGGUCAUUCAUGGUGGUCCAAAGGUCAUUCAGGGUGGUCCAAUGGUCAUUCUAGAUGGUCCAAGGUGGCCUGAGGUUUGUUCGAGGUGGUCCAAGAGUCAUCCAAGGUGGUCCAGUGGUCAUUCAAGGUGGUCCAUGGUGGCCUGAGGGACAUUGGAGGUGGUCCAAGGAUCAUUCCAGGUGUCCAAGGGUCAUCCAAGGUGGUCCAAAGGUCAUUCGAGGUGGUCCAAGGUGGUCCAAAGUGGUUGAAGGUCCAGCCAGCAUCAUCCAAGGUGGCCCAGGCUCCAUCCAAGGUGGCCCAGGCUCCAUCCGAGGUGGCCCAGGCUCCAUCCCAGAAGAUCCAAGUUUGCCCAAAUUCCAUCCAAGGUGGCCCAAGGUGGUCGAAGGUCCAGCCAGCAUCAUCCAAGGUGGCCCAAGCUCCAUCCAAGGUGGCCCAGGCUCCAUUCCAGGAGAUCCAAGGUGGCCCAAGCUCCAUCCAAGGUUGCCCAAGUUUAAUUUCAGAAGGUCCAAGGUGGCCCAGGGUCCAUCCGAAGUGGCCCAAACUCCAUCCAAGGUGGUCCCGGGUCCUUCCAAGGUGGCCCAGGCUCCAGCUGAGAUGGCCCAGGAUCCAUCCGAGGUGGCCCAGGAUCCAUCCAAGGUGGCCCAGGAUCCAUCCAAGGUGGCCCAGGAUCCAUCCGAGGUGGCCCAGGAUCCAUCCGAGGUGGCCCAGGCUCCAUUCCAGAAGGUCGAAGGUGGCCCCAGGUCCUUCCGAGGUGGCCCAAGGUCCAUUCCAGAAGAUUCCAAGGUUCUUCUGAGGUGGCCCAAGCUCCAUCCAAGGUGGCCCAAGCUCCAUCCAAGGUGGCCCAGGCUCCAUCCCAGAAGGUCCAAGGUGGCCCAGGGUCCACCUGAGGUGGCCCAACACAGCCCAAGCUCCAUCCGAGGUGGCCCCAAGGCCACCAGAAGCCACCUGAGACCACCAGGGGCUCCUCAGAACCCCCAGACCCCAAAAUCCCAAAAAUUCCCCCAAAAAUUCCCCCAAAAAAUCCCCCAAAAAUCCCAAAAAAUCCCCAACAAAUCCCAAAAAUCCCCAAAAAAUUCCCAAAAAUCCCCAAAAAAAUCCCCAAAAAAUCCCCAAAUCCCCCAAACCUCCGAGGAUCCGCCCCGAAGCACUUCCAAAUUUGGGCUUUUCCUGCCGAAAAAUUCCAGAAUUUUGGGAAAUUUUGGGAAUUUUGGGGAAAUUUUGGGAAUUUUUGGGGAAAUGUUGGGAUUUUGGGAAUUGUGGGGCGGGCACUGGAUGUCACGGUACCCCCGGGAGCUCCCGGCCCUCGUCGCACUUUAAGACCCCCCCGAGACCCCCCGGGCAAAAAAAAAAAUCCCAAAAAAAUUUUAAAAAAGGCUCCAAAUUUCCAAAUUUUUGGGGAAAAAUGAAAAAAUUGGGGAAUGCAAAAAAAUGGGGUUUUUUCCACAAAAAAAUUAAUUUUUUUCACCCAAAAAAUCAAAAAUUUGACACAAAAACCUCGAUUUUUCCCCCCCAAAAUGAAAUUUUUUCCCCCCAAAAUUCAGUUUUUUCUCCCAAAAAUUCAAAUUUUUUUCCUCAAAAAUUCCAUUUUUUUCACCCAAAAAAUCAAAAAUUUUCCACAAGAAACUCGAUUUUUUCCCCCAAAAUUCAGGUUUUUUUCCCCCCAAAAUUCAGAUUUUUUUUCCUCAAAAAUUCAGGUUUUUUUCACCCCAAAAAAAAUUUUAAAAGCCCCAAAUUCCCAAAUUUUGGGGAAAAAUGAAAAAAUUGGGGAAAUGCAAAAAAAAAUCUGGUUUUUUUCCCUAAAAAAUUACUUUUUUUUCACCCAAAAAAUCAAAAAUUUUCCACAAAAAACUCAAAUUUUUUACUCCUCAAAAUUGAAUUUUUUUCCCCAAAAAAAAUCCGUUUUUUCUCAAAAAAAAAAUCAGAUUUUUUUUCCCUCAAAACUUCAAUUUUUUUCACCCAAAAAUUCAGGGUUUUUUCCCUCAAAAAAGUUCAAUUUUUUUCCCAAAAAAUUCAGAUUUUUACCCCCCAAAAAUUGAAAAAUUUCCCCAUUAAAAAAUCACUUUUUUUUUCCCAAAAUUUGCUUUUCUUCCCCUAAAAAAAUUUAAUUUUUCAGCCUCUGGAGCCUUUGGAGGGAAUUUUGUUGCCGGGAGGGGAAAAAUGAAGGAAAAUUCACCCAAAAAUGGGAAUUUGGAGCCGUUUUGCCCCAAAAAAUGGGGGAAAAAAUGGGAAAAAAAAAUGGGGAAAAAAAAUGAAAAUUUUGGGGGCCAUUUUCCCUCUUUUUUCUGCCACUUUCCGGGGCGGUUUUGGGCCAAAAUUUUGAAUUUUUGGGGGUUUUUUUUGGGUUUUUUUUUUGUGGAUUUUGGGUUUUUUUCCUGAUUUAUUUUUUGGGAUAAUCCCUAAAAAAAAAAGAUGGAAAAUGGAGGAAUUUUGGAGCUGCCGUAAGUUAUUGUUGGAGUAAUUAAUAAAAAUUAAUUAAAAAAACACCCCAAAAAAUUUUGGGAUUUUCGCCAAAAUUUUUAGGAUUUUUUUGUCGGAAAAAUUGGGAAUUUUGAGGGGAUUUUUGGGUUAAAAAUUCAAAAAAAAAUUGGAUUUUUUAUAGAAAUUCCGGCUGCUUUUGAGGGGGAUUUUUGGGGGAAUUUUGGGAAUUUUUGGGGAAUUUUUGGGAUUUUUUUCCCGGGAAAUUUUCGGGAUUUGGUGCAUGAGGAAAAGCCCCGGGAAAAUCCAAAUUUCAAGGAAGAAAAACGGAAAAAAAAGGAGAAAAAACGAGAAAAAAAUGAAAAGAAUUCAGCUGGAAA
This is a messenger RNA of Passer domesticus (house sparrow), 4228 nucleotides long. Its product is annotated as rho GTPase-activating protein 35-like. The record is from RefSeq and is a predicted model, not a curated record. Gene Ontology annotation, cellular component: cytosol. NCBI's taxonomy places the organism in Eukaryota, Metazoa, Chordata, Aves, Passeriformes, Passeridae. Gene Ontology annotation, molecular function: GTPase activator activity. The coding region runs from base 55 to 321 and encodes 88 amino acids. Gene Ontology annotation, biological process: regulation of cell size; regulation of axonogenesis; Rho protein signal transduction. The transcript has 2 exons.